This is a messenger RNA of Callorhinchus milii (elephant shark), 4341 nucleotides long. RefSeq names its product aminoadipate-semialdehyde dehydrogenase (gene aasdh). The transcript has 14 exons. The coding region runs from base 1 to 3510 and encodes 1169 amino acids. Gene Ontology annotation, biological process: amino acid activation for nonribosomal peptide biosynthetic process. Gene Ontology annotation, molecular function: protein binding. Lineage: Eukaryota; Metazoa; Chordata; Chondrichthyes; Chimaeriformes; Callorhinchidae. The record is from RefSeq and is a predicted model, not a curated record.
AUGGCGGUGGCCGAGCGCCUGCACGAGCGGGUACUGUGCGCAGCCGCGCUGCACGGCGCGCGAGCGGCCGUGCGCUACGACGGGCGCGGGGCCGGGCAGGGCGCGUGCGCGGUGCUGACCUACGGUCAGGUGACCGGCCUGGCCGCCGCCCUCGCCGAGGCGCUGCUCACUCACUGCCACUUCGACCUACAGCACGUGGUCGGCUUGUACUGCCGACCCGCCCUGCUGCUGCCCUGCUGGACCCUCGGAAUCCUUCAAGUUGAAGCUGCCUUUUGCCCUAUUGAUCCAGAAAGUUUGCCUCAUUUAUCAUCAUAUUUUAUGCGAAGUUGCAAGUUGAAGUAUGUCCUUGUCCAGAAAGAUAUGAUGGUGAAAUUCAAGGAUUCAUUGUCAACCUGGCUGGAGUUUAAUAUUGAAUGUAAUAUACCAGAGCUAGACAUAGACCUUGUGAAGAUUUGGUGGAAACUGACUAAUGUGAAUUCCCUAGCUUCAGAUGUUGUGGACACAAAAAGUAUUACUUACAAUAAAAGAGUUGAUUUGACAGAAGACAGUCUAGGAAGCACUGAGCAACUUAAAAUCAAUUCACGUGAAUAUGCAGAUUGUUGGACACAAGGUUUCAUGGCGUACAUUUUGCACACCUCAGGCACAACAGGAACUCCAAAAGUUGUUCGAGUGCCUCAUCAGUGUAUUGUGCCUAACAUAGAGCAUCUCAGGUCUAUCUUUGAAAUAUCACCAGAUGAUCUAAUUUUUAUGGCAUCACCUUUGACUUUUGACCCGUCUAUCGUUGAAAUGUUUGUUGCGCUAUCCAGUGGAGCUACCCUGCUGAUUGUUCCACCAGUCAUUAAAAUGAUGCCGGAAAGACUGGCCAAGGUUCUUUUUAACCAUCACAAAGUUACUGUUAUACAGGCCACCCCAACGUUAAUGAAACGUUUUGGAUCAGAACUCUUGUCAACAGUAGUGCUUUCAGCCAAUACUUCGCUACGUGUGUUAGCGCUGGGUGGAGAGUCCUUUCCCUCACUACCUGUAAUGAAAAGCUGGCGAGGAGAAGGCAACAAAACCCACAUCUACAAUCUGUAUGGGAUUACAGAAGUGUCGAGCUGGGCAUCAUACUACAAGGUUCCUGAAGAAGUCUUGGGUAGCGACACUAGACUUGAAGAGCCUGUACCACUGGGGUUCCCUCUUCUGGGAACUGUGUUGGAGGUCAGGAAUGACUCUGGUCAGGUGAUCCAGGAAGGAGUGGGGCAAGUAUUUAUAGGUGGUAGAGAGCGUGUGUGCCUUCUUCACGAUGAAACAACUGUGUGUCAAGGAACAAUGAGAGCCAGUGGGGACUGGGUAACUCUGAAAGAUGGAUAUAUGUAUUAUUUAGGUCGGAAAGAUGAUCAGAUUAAGCGCCAUGGGAAACGUGUGAACCUUGGAAGUGUGCAGCAGGCAGCUGAACGUUUGAAGCAGGUGGAAGCUUGUGCAGUGACCAGUUGUGAGCAAGAUAAGAUGGUUCUCUUUAUCGUACCCAGGCACAUGUCUGAGCAGAGUAAAGAAAGUGCUGCAAAUUUCCACACAGAGAUCCUCCUUGCUCUAGGAAAGAUUUUGCCCUCCUAUGCGAUCCCAGAUGGCGUUGUCCACAUCGAUUCGCUACCAUUUACAGCUCACGGCAAAGUAAAUAUAACUGCACUGAUAGAAAUUUACCAUGAAGAGAAAGAAGGGAGAAAGUCAAGUUGUGUGCUAUGGAGAAAAGAAGACCUUUGGGAAGGCAUUUGUCACCUUUGGAAGACUGUGCUCAAUCUUCCAGAAAACCGGCCAGUUCUUUCUGAUUCUUCCAUGUUCUUGUACAGUGGGGGAGACUCCUUAAAAGCUCUAAAGUUUGCAGAAGAAAUAGAGACACUCAUCGGACAGUCAGUAUCUGGGCUUCUCGAAGUCAUUCUGAACAACUCCAUUCAGGACAUUUAUAAUCAUAUUACGAACAUAAUUUUUUCUGAUAAAACUAAGGACUCAGAGGAGUUUGUGGAUGAAAAAAGUAGAAUGAAAAGAAAAGUAUGGAACAGUGAGACGGAAGGAUCCCAUUCAAAAGUAUUAAAACAGCAGAGAACUGCAGCAUCAACAUUUGGUCAAAACAGUAUUAGUAAUAUCACAGCUAUAAGUAGAGGGAGCCAGAUCUUAAAACAAAAUCUGGAAGUAAGUUGUGAAUAUUAUACGAACAUUCCUAAUAAUAUACAAGAGGACGUAAGUCUGACAGAACAGUCUUCGGAUGGCAAGUUGCCGGAUUUUAAAUCAAAUCGAGAAAGAAACAGAACUGAAUCUACUUCCUUCUCUGAAAGAACAAGUGAGUUCAUGAUUGUGAAGAGUUCAUUAAUUGAGGAGAACACUCUUGUUACUCAAGAAUCUUUGGAAAAAGGUGUCAAACAGCCAUCACAUAGUUCCGGAAGAUUCUUCCCAGGAGAAAGUCCUGUUAAUUGCAGAACGGUCUCAUUGCAGAUGAGGUGGAAGUCCGACACCGGAAAAUGUGUGGAUGCAUCUCCUUUACUGGUAAUAUCUGGCAGUAGUGGCUCAGAUGCAACUGUCUACAUUGGGUCUCACUCACACAGAAUGCAGGCGAUUGAGGUGUUUUCUGGGAGACUUAAAUGGGAGACACUUCUUGGAGACAGGAUUGAGUCAUCUGCAUGUAUAUCAAGAUGUGGAAACUUUAUAGUUGUAGGUUGUUAUGAUGGUUCUGUUUAUGUGCUAAGAAGCGAUGAUGGGAAAACGUACUGGAUGUUUUGCACUGGGAAUUCAGUGAAAAGCUCUCCUAUUGUGGAUCCUGACCAUGGAUUGAUUUAUGUCGGAUCACAUGACGAGCACAUUUAUGCUUUGGAUAUAUUUAGAAAAGAAUGUGUCUGGAAAUUGCACUGUGGAGGAGGAGCUGUGUUCUCAUCUGCUUGUUUAAAUAAGUCACCACGACUGCUCUAUGUAGCGACUCUUGGGAAUUCAUUACUUGCUAUCAAUCCAGAUACUGGGAAUAUAAUGUGGAAGCAUUCCUGUGGAAAACCCUUGUUCUCCUCACCACAAUGUACGGCCAUGUCUGUGUUUAUUGGUUGUGUAGAUGGGAAUCUGUACUGCUUUAACCAUCAGGGACACCAGAUUUGGCAGUUCUUGACCGAUGGCCCAAUCUUUUCUUCACCGUGCAUCUCAAGUUUCUCUGAAUCAGAUCAGAUGGUAAUAUGUGGAUCUCAUGACUCUUUUGUGUACUGCCUGAAUGAAGAUGGGGACCUUGUGUGGAAGUUUAAAGCCAGCAAACAAGUGUACUCAAUCCCAUUUGUUUAUAGCGACUAUGGUCUGAAUACUGAAAAACUGGUUGCUGUAACGUCAACAGAUGGAAAGAUAUGGAUCCUGGGGGCGGCAACAGGAAAAUUGGUUGCAGCAUAUUCACUUCCAGGUGACGUGUAUUCCUCACCAGUCUUAUGGAGAAAGACACUUAUUGUUGGUUGUAGAAACAACUAUGUCUAUUGUUUAGAGAUAUCCACAACAGAAGAAAAUUCAUAGUACUAUAUUGGGUGAAGCUGAGCAGUUUGUGGAAUGGUGCUUCCUGCUUACCUAAUUCCGGAGAGUAUUAGGCACAGGCUGCCCAGGGUGUGUGAUGGCGUACUGCUGAAGUUUAACCAGCAAAAAAAAACAUAACUUGCCAUCAAAAGCACUGUCUGGUAAAGUUUUCCACUGCUUGCCCAGGUAGGACCAUCCCACCUGAUAGUGCUUUGGCUUUCAGGUUAACAGGAGUUCAGUGGGAAUAAUCCCUGCCCCACUGACUGAUCUGCCUUUCCAAGCCCUACAGAUGAGUCAGGUUGGGUUGGCAUGACAUGAUCAGAAGGCAUGGUGUUUACUUAACGACAAUUUAUGUCGACAGCCAAGGUUCAGCUAACAAAAUGUUGCUCUGUUCUCAUUUCCUAUUGCAGAUGAUAUAAGGUUGAUAUAUUUAGUGGAUGUAACCUUUACUGUAUUGUAGUCUGCAAUAAGUCUGGUAAACAUCUCGAGCAACAAAUAACACUUGAAGCAAAACAUCAGUGUAAUUGCAUAUUGAAUAAAAUUUACACCUCUUUGAAAAUUAUGAAGGAGAAAUUCAUCUCUUUGAUUUAUUGCAGCUAUAUUAUGUCAAAACUGCCUUCUAAGACAUCUGAGCUAUUUAUUUGCGAAUAAGAAUUGAUUGUUUUUUGUACUCAUUCCUGUGGAUUGCUUGCAGCAACAAUUUAAUAUGUUCUUCUAGGUCACAGAUGGUUUGCAAGGCAUAUAAAUCAUACUGAAUUAUAGUUAUGGCGAAAUGUUUAAAGCUCUGAGUGAUUACUGUACUAUUCCGUUUAAUAAAAUUUUAAUUUUUAAAAA